UUAAACGCUGUAAAAAACGGCGUUUUGUAUGUAAACGCGUUUAAUAUAGGCGUAAUUCUGACCCCUUUGGCUUGCCAUACUGUACUGGGGCUCCGGUUCUCCGCCGCGCUGGAGGAGAAGCUGCUGCAGGGAUACAAACACAAACAUCUGUCGUUCGACAAGAACGAACACAAGUGUGAAGAAGUGAAAGCUCUCAAUCCCAGAGUUCAGCUUCCGACUUUCAAGCACGGAGACAUCGUCGUGAACGAGUCGUUUGGCGCGUGUCUGUAUCUGGAGAGCGCGUCUCAGGGCACCCGUCUGAUCCCAGAUGACCCGGUUGAACAAGCGCUCGUCUACCAGCGAGUGUUUGAGACCAACAAUCUGCAGCAGAAAAUGUAUGACGUGGCUUUCUAUGAUGAGUAUGUUCCUGAAGAAGAGAGACAUGAAUCGGCUCUGAAGAGGAAUAAAGAGAGUUUAAUCGCCGAGUUCAAACUGUGGGAAGUAUACUUGCAGAAGAUGGGUAAAGGCUCGUACCUCGCUGGUAAGAGCUUCACUAUGGCUGAUGUGGUGUGUUUCCCCGUCAUCGCGUAUUUCCCACGACUUCACUUUCCUGGAGAGCGCUGUCCCAGACUGAUGGAGUACUACGAGAUGCUGAAGGACCGUCCCAGUAUUAAAGCCAGCUGGCCUCUUGAAUGGCUGGAGAAACCUGAGGGUCCAGACACGCUCAAGAACCUGUGAAGAACAUCCCGAACACACCAGCAGCAUUAAAACAUCACUGCAUUCAGUUUAUGUUCAAGUACAACUAACUGUAUUAGAUCACAACCCUUGACUCUGUUCAGUCUUGUGUCGAUUUGCCCGACGUUUAAUCUCGACCAUUUAUCUUUAACUCAGCGGGCCGCUUUAUUUUCGAACUCAUUUUUGAAGAUCAAGUUUCUUGUUAUUGUGUCUGCAAUGAUUAACAUUCACAGAUUUUGUUGUUCAGCAUUGAAGGUUUUAUCCUGUUCAGUCUAAAU
Cyprinus carpio (common carp) is the source of this 992-nucleotide messenger RNA. RefSeq names its product glutathione S-transferase A-like. Gene Ontology annotation, biological process: L-phenylalanine catabolic process; glutathione metabolic process. The transcript has 6 exons. The annotation marks the transcript as partial. Gene Ontology annotation, cellular component: mitochondrion. Gene Ontology annotation, molecular function: maleylacetoacetate isomerase activity; glutathione transferase activity. NCBI's taxonomy places the organism in Eukaryota, Metazoa, Chordata, Actinopteri, Cypriniformes, Cyprinidae. The record is from RefSeq and is a predicted model, not a curated record.